AUGGCAAAUGCGGAGGAUAUCGCUUAUUAUACACGAGUAUUGCAAAAUAAUAAUGGAGUGCGUAUUGUAACAUGGAUGUUUGGAAUUAUUGCCAUUCCAUCGAAUUUGAUCAUCAUUCUAUGGAUAGCAUAUAAUUACUGUCAAAAUGGCUUGCUUCAUCGGUAUUUCAGACAUCGUAACAGCUUUAACUUAAAUCCUUCUUUCGCAUUUUUGCUAUUUAACUUAGCGGUAUCGGAUCUCCUUGGCGGAAGCUACCUUCUAAUCUUAGCUAUCAGCGACGCUACAUAUACUAUAUCGCAAAAUUUCAGUAAUAUUAGCUAUUUACGAAUUCAUCCUUCUGUUGAUACUUGGAUUAUUAGUCCAACCUGUUCCGUAGAAAGAUUCUUAGCUCAAACAUCCCUUAUUAUUUCUAUUUUAAUAACCUUUGUUAUAACCCUUGACCGCUAUUUAGCCGUUUUUUAUUCAGCAUCAACUCGGUAUCGAAUUUCAGUAUUUCAAGCACAAGUCACAUUGGCUGUAUUCUGGACUAUUGGAAUAAUCCUUGCCAUAUUAGGCGCAGUUGAUAGCUAUAGCAUUUCUUUAAAGAAACCCGGCCAUUAUAGUAUUCUUGGACACUUAUGUCAAUUAGAAGGAUCGAGCACAUUUAUCAUUAAUGCUCUAACAUACCUCGAUAUGACUGUCGGUAUUGGAGUCAAUAUUGUGAUUGCUAUACUUUAUAUCGCUAUAUUAAUCCGAUUAAAAAGACAUCGACAAAGCAUACAGCGACGUAAAUCACCUAUUGAACGUCAUAUUCAAGUUAUAACUGCAUGGAUUAUUAUUACUAGCGUAGUAACGUGGAUACCGGUUAUCGUGUGGGUAAUUAUUCAACGCGCUAUGACUCCAGUAGAAUUUGAUGAUCGAGAAAAUUUCCUCUUGCCGAUACUUGUCAUCAUGUUGUAUUCUAAUACGGCGCUUAAUCCGCUUAUUCCUGUCAUCAUUAAAAUACUAGUUACUUCACGGCUGCAUAAUUUAUUUACCUCAAGAACUGACGUUACACCUAGCCAGUCAAGGGAUAAAAUGAACGUUGUUGUUAUAACUACUACAAUUAUUCCCAAAGUUAUUGCGUCGGACUCGGCCAAUGUCUGA
Trichoplax adhaerens is the source of this 1125-nucleotide messenger RNA. RefSeq lists its product as uncharacterized. NCBI's taxonomy places the organism in Eukaryota, Metazoa, Placozoa, Uniplacotomia, Trichoplacea, Trichoplacidae. The transcript has a single exon. Gene Ontology annotation, biological process: G protein-coupled receptor signaling pathway. Gene Ontology annotation, cellular component: membrane. Bases 1 to 1125 code for a protein of 374 amino acids. Gene Ontology annotation, molecular function: G protein-coupled receptor activity. The record is from RefSeq and is a predicted model, not a curated record.